Molecule: messenger RNA, 2412 nt
Organism: Rotaria sp. Silwood2
Lineage: Eukaryota; Metazoa; Rotifera; Eurotatoria; Philodinida; Philodinidae
Source: the annotation of a GenBank genome assembly
AUGUCACGUAUGGCUGAUAUUCCUGUCACAGCUGCUCUUCAUCAUCAUGGUGAAGAACCAGAAGCAGCUGGUUAUACAUUAGAAGAAUUAUUUCAUCUUUCUCGUUCAACUAUUCUUCAACAACGUGUUAUUGCUCUUCAAACCUUAUCAAAUAUAAUUCGUCAAGCUCAUACUGGUAUCUAUGAUCGUGAUCUUCAAUUACCAUUAAUACCUAAAUUAAUUGAAGCUGGUAUUCUUUUUCUUAUACGUUGGGCUAUGGAUGAACAAAUUGAAUCGAUAUAUAUGAUAGCUAUUGAAUGUUUAGCAAAUCUAAUUGCACCAAAAAAAGAUGAAGAAAUUCUUUCUCAGACAAUGCAUUGGCCAUGUGGAUAUUAUGAACCAACAUUAACACCAGCAGAUAUACAAUUAGGUGACAAGAAAAGUGAAUCAGAUUUAACAGAUAUCGAAAUAUUAGAACAAGAUUUAAUAAAAUGUUUAUUUCGUAUGAAUGUAUUAAAAAGACUUGUUUAUUUACUUGAUCGAAUGAAAUUACUACCGUCAUUAACAAUUAUAAUUCCAGUUAAACAUUCAUUUCAUAUUCUUAUUCGUAUGGCAAGACAUUCAAUGACGUGUGCAAAUCAAAUUUUUGAAGAAAGACAAUUAAUGGAUUUUAUCAUAAAACAAUUUAUUCCAGAAAUAAUUACACCUAAUGAAGAAGGACAUGUAUAUGAACAUUCACUACAGGAAGCUUUAAAAUUUUGUCGAAUUUUAGCAAGUCAUGGUAGUACUUUAGCGUUUAAUCUUAUCAAUCGAUAUGGACUUAAUGAACGUUUAAGAAAUCAUUUAGUAGCUGCAGUCAAUCUUUCUUCAUCGUUACAAGAUAAUCAAACUCUCAGUGAAUUAUUAUCUCUUUGGCGUGUAUUUAUUUUACAAGGACAUAUGGCAAAUGAAUUUGGUUCUUUAAUACCAACAAUUAUUAUUCCACUUUGUCGAAUGUGUAUUCAACAAAUGCCAAAUAUGAUUAUUAGUCAAAUUUUAAUUCAACUUAUUACAUUAUUUGAUGCAUUGAUAAUUUAUGUUACAAAAUUUAUUUUAAAACAUCAAAAUUCAUCUGAAGAUUCAACAAAUGUUAUCAAUUGGUCACAUAUUGAUGGGCUUUUUGAUCUUAUUUUAACGAUUGCAAAACAAACUAUGAUAGAAACUGAUGAAAAAAUUGAACUUGAUGCUCUUCGUACGGCAUGUCUAUCAUGUUUAGCAUCAUUUUUAAUUGGUCAACAAUUAUUGGUUUAUUUACCCUCGAAAGUAAAACUUAUACGUAGUCAAUUCUUUGAACCAAUUCUACAUCUUAAAUCAACUAAACAGCUUAUGGAAAAUGUUAAAUUUGAAACAACAAUAGCUCCCAAAAAUGCAAGUGUCAAUCUUCCAACAUUAACACAAACAAAUAUAUCACCAUUUGGUUUCUUAAUCACUUUACUUCGUUUAACCAAUAUUAUUUAUCAAAUAGAUAAAUCAUUGUCUACUUCAAAUAAAUUUAUUAGUCAAUUAAUGUUAACAAAAGAUAGUGAAAUAGUAGUUUAUAUUAAAAAAAUGUUGAAUAAAUUAACAUCAUCAGUAACACGUAAAAUACCAUGGUUUGAACAAUUUGAACAUAUUUUUCUAUUUCAAUUUAUUCAAGUCAUCAAUCAAGAAAAAUCUACUGAAGAUUUACCAUCGAUUUAUUAUGAAAUUUUAUUUUCAUUAUUAUCAUCACUUUUAAAAGGUUAUCAUUAUCUUGCACAAGAAAUUCUUAAAUUUGUUUUAUUUGAUUUAUCUUUUUGGAAAAGAUCAAAUGAAACUGAAUUAGCUGAUUUAUCAUUGAUUACCAAUGAAUCUCUUUGUUUAGCAUCAAAUGAAUCUAUAAAAAUCUCUCCAUCUCAUCGUACAAUACUUUAUGAACGUGCUAUUGAACAUUUACCAUCAUUAUAUACUUAUUAUAAAAAUAUUCUUCAUUUAAAUCGUUCAUCAAUUGAUUUAAAUAUUUGUGAUAUUCAUUUUGGAAAUUUAUUUCAAAUGGAUGAUUCAUUUAAAUUAAAUAUUCAAUAUUCAGAUACAUUAAUUGAUCCAACAUGGCCAUAUGGUUUGCUUUCAUCACUUUAUACAAAUGUUUUAUCUAUUGUUGAAAAUGAAAAACGAUUAGAUAUUAUUUUGAAUACAUUACGUUUUGUUUAUAUAUUAGAAAUGAAAAAUAAUUUAUUUUUAUCUAAAGUGUUAACAAAAACUACACGUUUUUCAAUGAUUGCAGGAAUUUAUUUGCUUGGUUCGGAUAUAUUUCUUGAGAAAGAUGUAGCUGAUUAUCUUGUAGCAUUUUUAAAUUGUUUUAAUGAACAACAUUUAUUACAAAGAAUUGAAACAAGAACUAAUAUUCAAUCAUUAAUGACUUUUUUUGACUUGUAA